Belonocnema kinseyi is the source of this 2897-nucleotide messenger RNA. RefSeq names its product ubiquitin-conjugating enzyme E2 R2. The coding region runs from base 482 to 1204 and encodes 240 amino acids. Gene Ontology annotation, biological process: ubiquitin-dependent protein catabolic process; protein polyubiquitination. Gene Ontology annotation, molecular function: ubiquitin conjugating enzyme activity. Lineage: Eukaryota; Metazoa; Arthropoda; Insecta; Hymenoptera; Cynipidae. The transcript is spliced from 5 exons. The record is from RefSeq and is a predicted model, not a curated record.
UAAAUUUUAUCAUGUCUGCGCAAGCGUCUCUAAGUCAUUGCGCAACCGCAGAAUGUCAACUGACGCAGACGAGCAUCAACCCAUCAGCUGUUAUGUUGAACGCAUCUUGAGCAGAGUGUCGUGUCGUGAUCGUCGAACAGCCUGCAGCUUUCGUGUCUUGUUCCUUUGUUUAUUUCGAAAGUAAAUUUGUUUCUUCGAUUAGAUAAAAGAAAACGUGUCGCCUUGAGUUGAACACGAAUGGGCAGGACUCUGAAGUUUUAAUAUUUUAAGCUUGGUAAAAUCUCGAGGCAACCAGAAAGUCUUGAGUCUUUAAACUGAUUGUGUCAAAGUGCCCAUCCUAUCCAUAAAGACUUUAGUGCUUGUUUUAAUACUUGGUGGUUUGUGCAUUUAAGUUGAACUCCGAUUUCCAUUACCUGUUUUUCGCUUAUUUGCCUGGAAUAGAGAAUUAAGCUUCUAGAGCUAAAAACGGGUAAAACAUAUCAUGGCGCAGCCAACGAGUAGCGCCGUCAGGGCCCUUGCACUCGAAUACAAAAGUCUCCAAGAGGAACCCGUCGAGGGCUUCCGCGUCAAACUCGUUAACGAGGAUAAUAUGUUCGAGUGGGAAGUUGCGAUUUUUGGGCCACCAGACACUCUCUACCAGGGCGGCUAUUUUAAGGCACAUAUGAAGUUUCCACCAGAUUAUCCCUACAGUCCACCAAGCAUUCGCUUCAAGACGAAAGUCUGGCAUCCUAAUGUGUAUGAGAAUGGUGAUCUUUGCAUAUCGAUUUUGCAUCCACCAGUAGAUGAUCCACAAAGCGGUGAGCUUCCAUGCGAAAGGUGGAACCCUACUCAGAAUGUUAGGACAAUCCUGCUUUCUGUUAUCUCGCUCUUGAAUGAGCCAAAUACAUACAGCCCUGCCAAUGUUGAUGCAUCGGUGAUGUACAGACGUUGGCGCGAUUCCAAAGGACGAGACAAAGAAUAUGAAAAUAUCAUCAGAAAACAAGCGCAAGCUGCAAAAACGGAGGCAGAGAAGGAAGGAAUCGUCGUACCCCUAACUUUGGAGGACUACUGCAUAAAGACUAGGGAAAGGCCAGUGGAACAUCAUCUAGACAUGACAGAUUUUUACGAUGAUGAGUAUGAGCUCGACGACGAGGACGACGACGACGAACAGCUGAGCGCUAGCGACUACGAGGACGGCGACGACAGCGGCAACGGAGAGUCGUGAUCUAUUUCUUAGAAGGAACGGGAGCCUCGUAUUAUACAUUAUUUAAAUGAACGAGAUUUUGAACCCGACUCGAUUACGUGAAAAUUGCAAUCGUAAUAAGUCGCGCAAGUCGCUCGACGUUUUUAAACUUACGGGAGCCUCGCCAAACGAACUCUGCUCCAGAAAAAAAUAACAUGCGUAGUCUAAGGAUCGCCACAAUGCGAUAUUUAUAUAAUUCUAUAACAAAAACGCUCGGGCGUUACAAAACAUUGUUUCAUAAAGCGUUAAGUUGUUUUUUUUCCUAUUUUUUUCUUUUUUUUUUUUUUGAUAAUCGCAACAACUCGUUCUUUCUUUCAUAGCUAGUUUUAUUUCCCCUCCUCUAAGUGCAAUCUACUUGCCCCUUACACUUAAUCUAUUUCUACUUCUCGCUAGUUAGGCUAAUUGUUUUCGACUGAAAAUUUACUCCCGCGCUUCAUUUUUUUUUUUUUUGUGAAAGUUGUAGGUUUUAAGAGGGUUGAGGGGUAAUUUGUUGGAGGAAAAUGGCGCUAAUCGCAAUACGAAUUUAGAGAGUCUUUUUGUCGAUAAAAAAUAUCCUCUAUCUUUGAAGAUCACAGGGUAGACAUCCACCUCGAAUUUGAACACCCUGUUUGGAAGUUCCUUAACUUAUAAUGGUAUGAAUAUAAAUAUAUUUGGAUAAAAGCACUGUGCUUCUUGUAUUGUGACUAGCACGUCAAUCUUUUUUAUUCGAGGAACCAAUUUAUUCCUUGAUUUGAUCCACGAAAUUAUGCUUUUUGCAACUCUUGGUUAGAUCUUGCAGGAUCAGAUAAUCAAAGUUGGUCUCGAAUUGUAAUAUUAACGUGCUUUAAAGAAAAAUGUUCAGUUUUGUGUGGGUAAUUGAGAAGUUAGUGAAAAAAUAACCGCGACUUCGGGUUUGUUAAAAGAAAAGCAAAAAAAAAAUGGAGUCAGGAAAAACCUGUUACAAGAGGAAGAUUUUCAUAUUCUUCGCGUUAGGUUUAAAUGCCAACAUAUUAGGCGUAUAUCUAGGUAUUCCCUGUCUCUUUAUCGUUAACAAACUUUAGAGAAAUGACGUCUGUUGUUAUUUCUUCGUCGUUUUCCGAAUUCUCGGCCAUCUUGAGAUUAUAAUCCAGGCACUAAAGCGAUUUUUUCUUCCUUUAAACUAGGUAUUUUUACUAGCAACGGUUUUUUUUUAUAUAUAUUUUAAGUAUUGAGGGAUCUUACACUGGUUUCGACAUUUACUAGCAACCUUUUUAAUAUUUCGAAAAACGCAUUAUUUUAUGCGAUGGAGGACACACCAAAUAUUUUCGUCGUUCAAGUUUUAAAAAUCAUUUCGUAGAGGUAAUUUUCCGAUUUAAUGGCUUUGCUUUCGUUUCUUAUUUAAAAAGCACUAGUCGUGUAAUCAAGAUAUAUAUAUAUAUAUAUAAAGAGAGAAAUGUGCAUCGCGUUACGUCCACUGAAUUAGUUUAGCUUGCGAUUUUUACCCAAGAUCUCGAAGGCACGAUUGCUAAUCUAAUAUGUGGUUGUUUAUCGAAUUGUAUGCAUUACGCUGUAAAUAGAUCGCAAAUUACGAAGGCAGAGACGAUAUCAGGUGGAACUCGAGAACCUUUUACUAUUUCUUCGUUGGGGAACUUUUGUUAAUCGACCAAAAUUCUCGUGUCAAAUGUUGAACGACGAAAUAAAUGCGGAAGAACAUGAA